GCUUAUUAUGGGCAUUUGGGGUGAGCUGUCUGGGCUGUCGAGAGCCCCAACCAGCCCAACUCGGUCAAGACUGAGAGUCUUUUCCCGAGGAAGAAGGUUCCAUUCGCUGUUCAAUGUUUCUAUUGCAGGCCAGCUGCGGGCCAUAUCGCCUGCCCCGGGACCACCCUAGAUCAGACCAUGCUUCCCCCAGGCCCCGUCGGUUAAUGACUGGAGCCAUUCGUCUGGGGAGAUGUGGGGUAUCCCCCCCAGAACAGCAGCAACAUGGAGUAGAAGGGCCGAAGUUAGAAAGUCAUCCUCGUCUGCCGUCUCCAUAUCAAUUCCACCACGACCCCAUUUGCCCAUUUGGUCAAUCUCACCCGGAUCUCCUCCUCUUUUGCGUUUCAAUUCUCCUUCAGACGGUGGGCUUUCGACACUCUUCCCGUCACCUUCUACCGGAGCCUGCGAAGUCGAGUCGAUAGCAAGAGCAUCCGGGAUACACUGCUGGAGCAAGGCUGGGGCCCUGUCCGAUCUGUGAGGGGUCAACGCCCGACGACUCGAGUCAAGAUGCUCUCCAAAGAAUUCUGGAAGGGCCGUUCUCUGCGCACCUCGGACAAGAAGAGGACAAAGGCAGCAGAACUGACUCUCAAGGAGUCCCUCUACCCAAUCUGCCUCGUCACAAUCCUCUUCUUCCUCUGGGGCUUCUCAUAUGGCCUGCUCGAUACCCUGAAUAAGCACUUCCAGAACACCCUCAACAUCAGCAGGGCUCGUUCGUCUGGCCUCCAAGCCGCUUACUUCGGCGCCUACCCCUUGGCUUCUCUUGGGCACGCCGCCUGGAUCCUGCGUCACUACAGCUAUCGAGCUGUCUUUAUCUGGGGCCUGUUCUUGUACGGUCUCGGCGCCCUGUUAGCUAUCCCUGCCAUCUUGAACCGCUCCUUCGCCGGCUUCUGUAUCUGCAUUUUCAUCAUUGGAAACGGCUUGGGAUCGCUCGAGACAGCUGCCAACCCUUACAUCACUGUCUGCGGUCCACCCAAGUACUCCGAGAUCCGAAUCAACAUCUCCCAGGCCUUCAAUGGCAUUGGCACGGUCGUCGCCCCCGUCCUGGGGUCUUAUGUCUUCUUUAACUUCGACGACACCAAGGCGCUCCAGAACGUGCAAUGGGUCUACCUAGCCAUCGCGGUCUUCGUCUUCAUCCUGGCUUUUGUCUUCUUCAUGUCGAACAUCCCAGAGAUCACGGACGCGGACAUGGCCUUCCAGGCAGAGGAGUCUCAGGCGUCGGCAGAUAGCAACAAGCCGUUCAAGAAGCAGUACCGUCUCUUCCAUGCUUCUUUCACCCAGCUCUGCUAUACCGGAGCCCAGGUCGCAAUUGCUAGCUACUUCAUCAAUUACGCGACCGAGUCUCGCAAAAACACCGAUUCCGCCCUGGGCUCACAGCUUCUCGCCGGCGCCCAGGGCGCCUUCGCCGUGGGGCGUUUCGUUGGCGUGGGCCUGAUGAACUUCGUCAAGCCCCGUAUCGUCUUCGGCAUCUUCCUCACGGCCUGUAUCGUCUUCGUCGGGCCCUCCAUCACCCAGGGCGAGAAUAUCGGCAUCGCCAUGCUCUACGUCACCCUCUUCUUCGAGUCGAUCUGCUUUCCGACCAUCAUGGCGCUCGGUAUGCGCGGGCUGGGCCGCCACACCAAGCGCGGCUCUGGCUUCAUCGUGGCUGGUGUGUUUGGCGGUGCCAUCGUGCCGCCGCUGACAGGUGCCGUGGCGGACAUGCACGGCACUCCUGUUUCGAUGGUCGUGCCUAUGGCCUUCUUCAUCGCUGCGUGGUCGUACGCGCUUGCGGUCAACUUCGUCCCUAGGUACCGCGAUGUUGCGGAUGCCUUCACCGAGACGGAGAUUGGUCUGCAUGGACACCAUGAUGGCGUUGCUGAGGACGGCAGCCUGGGAGCUGACGAGGAGAAGGCUGUUGUCUCGGACCAGAAAGAGUCAUAACCACCUCCGAUAUUUUGCGACAAGUCUUGAAGGCUGUCUAGGGCAUCAUGGCACCAGUUGACGCAGGUGUUCCCAUGAUUGUACAUGUGUUUCGGAUACGAUAAUACGUCUUGCCAAUGUCUUGACGACUUGUAUGACUUAUUCAAGAUACCAAUCAUUUAUAUUCAUGUCGACCUCCCA
Messenger RNA from Diaporthe batatas, 2133 nucleotides. RefSeq lists its product as uncharacterized. Gene Ontology annotation, molecular function: transmembrane transporter activity. Lineage: Eukaryota; Fungi; Ascomycota; Sordariomycetes; Diaporthales; Diaporthaceae. The transcript is spliced from 4 exons. The coding region runs from base 544 to 1953 and encodes 469 amino acids. Gene Ontology annotation, biological process: transmembrane transport. The record is from RefSeq and is a predicted model, not a curated record.